Messenger RNA from Dichotomopilus funicola, 2046 nucleotides. RefSeq lists its product as uncharacterized. Gene Ontology annotation, molecular function: DNA-binding transcription factor activity, RNA polymerase II-specific; zinc ion binding. NCBI's taxonomy places the organism in Eukaryota, Fungi, Ascomycota, Sordariomycetes, Sordariales, Chaetomiaceae. The transcript has 3 exons. The record is from RefSeq and is a predicted model, not a curated record. The coding region runs from base 1 to 2046 and encodes 681 amino acids. Gene Ontology annotation, biological process: regulation of DNA-templated transcription.
AUGGUGUACUGCGGGCGGCCCAGUAAGGGAUGCUCCAACUGUCGGGGCCGCAAGAUUCGGUGCGACCAGAAAGCGCCAGGAUGCGGCCAAUGCAUCAAGAGACAGGAGACAUGCCCCGGCUACCGGAACAUCACCGACCUCAUGUUCCGCGACGAGAGUCUCCAUGUCAUCAAGAAGGCCAAAGCGAGGGCCCGUAGGAAGUCGAAGGGCGCCAUCGCAAGCCCAGUAUCUACUCCAUCGGGAUCAGAAGGGCGGGCAUCGGUCACGCCCGAGCCCCGCGCGCGGCUGUCGCUAGUUGUGCCUCCCACGCCUGGGUCCGUGACCAUCAGCAGCAGCUCGGCUGGCGGCUGGGGGAUCAUCCCGUACCAGAACGAUGAUAGCAGCAGUCUCAUGUCGCCUGACUCGGGGAGCUGGCCGGGCUCACCACCGGUGGCCCAGUUGUACACCCUCCCACCAACAUGUCAGGAACAAGGGUUCGCCUACUUCUUCUCGCGCUAUGUCACGGCGGACGAGACGGUGUCCCACCAGCGGUUCGACUUCAUCCGGGACGUCUGGAAGCCGUCGUCCCCGAAGGUGGAUUGCCACGUCGAUGUCGUGCUGGCCAGCAUGACCGCCGUGGGCCUCAUGGGGUUGGCGAGCACCGCGCAGCUGCCGCACCUGAUGGACGCGGCGCGCAAGUCGUACGGCACUGCGCUCCAUCUGACGAACCGCGCGCUGCAGGACCCCGCCGACGCGGUCAAGGACAGCACGAUGCUAUCGGUGCUGAUCCUGGGGGUCUUCGAGAUGAUGUCGGAGAACACGCCGCGCACGACGACGACGAUCGAGGCGUUCCAGGAACACGUCAACGGCGCCAUGGCCCUGGCGCGCAUGCGGGGGCCGGCCCAGUUCCGCACCGCAGCCGGGCGCAAGAUGUUCAGCAUGUUGUGUCAGCGUGUUGUCGUCAGCUGCGCUCAGCGGAACGUGCCCAUGCCGGACUCGCUCAUCGAGCUAUGGGACGACAUGGUGCGCGCGUCGCCGGCCGGGAGCGAGAACGCCGAGGAGCGCCUGCUGCCCCUCAAGAUGAAGGUGCUGCAGCUGCGCACCGAGAUCAAGAGCGGUUUCUUAACGGACCCGGCCACCAUAGUGAGCCGCAGCCUAGCCAUCGACCACGAUAUCGAGACCAUGAUCGCGGGUCUCUCGCCGUCGUGGCACUACCGCGCGUUCCGCCUCCCGCAGCAACAGCAGCCGCAAUACCACCCGGCCGUCUACGGCGACGUGUACCACCUCUACCCGUCGAUCCAGCACGCCGACGCCUGGAACCACAUCCACUGCACCCGCAUCCUCAUUCUCGAGACCGUCAUCACCGUCAUCACUCGCGACCUCCACGGGCCCGCGCCGACUCUUGACGCUGCCCAGUAUCUCGAGGUGCAUCGCACAUCCCAGCGGAAGCUGGAGCAUAUUUUGUCCGAUAUCAUCGCCAGCGUGCCCCAGCAGCUAGGUCUCAUCACCACACCGCCCGUCGGCAGCAUCGAUAGUCGAAUGGAAGUCACCCACGGCAACGACGAUCCUCACGAUAUCAACAACAACAAACCCGCCACAUCCCCCCUCUCCACAGUCGAAAUCCGCAUGACCCCGUCCCCUCCAACCUCGCCAUCCAACACCACCAGCAGCCCCAUCACCACCCCAAUCCAAAAUGCCCCACCACCCCACUCCCGCGGCCUAACCAUGCUCGACGUAACCGGCAACUCCUCUCUAACCCCCUCCUCACCCCUUACGGGUGACUCCCUCGAAGACAACGGCGUCAAAGAAGACGACAUAACAGGCAACGCCAACGCCACCGAAGAAGCAGAGCGGUACAUGCUCCUCGUCUCAGCAACCAGCACGCUGGUGUGGCCAAUGUAUGUGGGCGGGAUGUCGUCGGUGUGUGGCGCGGCGAGAAGGGCGUAUGUUAUUGAGAGGAUGCGGACGCUGUAUAUGGAGACGGGGAUUAGGCAGGCGGAUGUUGUGGCGGGGUUGUUGGAACGGCGGGCGGCGAGGGAGGGGGAUUAUAACUGUGCCUGGGGAUGA